GCCUUCUGCGCUAGGAUAGGCUAGAAGUGGACUAUAUGUGGACGGACUGUUUGUAAACGCGAACCACCAGCCCAGAAUGCGAAACACUACCAGCCAAUCCUGGAGAAAGAGGUGGAGGGGGUUCCUGAAUAUGGGUGGGUUGAAAAAUAACGCGGUACAGUGCGGUUGAAAAGCGUGUAUCUUCAACCCAACCGUCUGCGCCCUGGUCCUUGUUGGUAUGCACAGCAAUGCUUGACUGCAGAUUCGAUUGAACGCGUUAACUAACUGCCUAAUGGCUCUUCGUGAUAAGCCAGAGUCGUCAUAUUGCGACAAAGACUGAAAAAAAAGAUCUAGGCCUUUCUUUACAAAAUCGCUGCGAUUUACCUGGAGGGUAGACAGGUAGGGGACAGGGAGCUGAGACGCAAUGCUGAAAACUGAUGCAUUGUAUGUUGAGGCUUUACAGACGCUCCUUGAUGCAUGCUGCUUUCGAUUCUGUGGCUUUGCUGGUUUGCGCGAGCACUCACUUUGUUUUCUGCAUGGAUGACUGUCACUUGUGUUCGAUGAUGAGCUCGAGAGCGCUCCGUUCUCAAAUGACUUUGCUCUGGCAUCCGUGAAGUUGCUAUGAAUCACCUUACCGGCAAACAGGCUGCAUCAUUUUGCUGCGUAAAGCCACUAUUUCCAGUAAACUAGCUAAUCACGAUCAGAGAGAGUUCCGCUUUCCUAUAGAGACAAUACACAACAUGCAUCCUUGACGGGGCUACCUUUGCUAUUUCAAGCUAUUGUCGGCCACCUGAAGCUCGUGCACGCGUCCGUAUUAUGUGAGACGCGCGCUCCUCAUUUGCCCCCUUAUUUUCCCGCUCUGCGCUCUUCACGCCCCCUGCGCGCGCCCCCCUCCCCAUACCCACUCUUCAGACAAACCUGCCGUGCGGAGUGUAGAGCGAGCCGCUCUGGAGGGAGGUGAGGACACACCUCUGCUGCCCCUCUCUUUUCCUCAUCCUCCUCCUCCCCUCCCUCUGCACCACGCGCCCACAACCCGGGCAUUGCCUGGAUUGACGCCGCCGCACGAGCGUUUGGCGUUUCGCGUCUCGGAGCCUCGCGCCGCCGUCCUCGUGCAGAAGAAGCGGGCACGCGGCGGUAGAAGUUUAUCCACAGAGUGAAUCCUGUGGUGGCACGCUGUGGCCCUCAGCUCUGUACAGCGUUGAGCCCCCUCCCUCUCAGAUUCCCUCCCUCCAUUUCCCCACCCUGUGGUGCCUGACUCAGGUGAAAAGUGCAGGCCUCACCCUCCUGCAUAAUGACAGUGGCCACGGGCGACCCCUCAGAUGAGGCGGCAGCACACCCGGGCCACCCUCAGGACUAUGACGCAGAGGCAGAACAGGAGUGCUGCGAGAGAGUUGUCAUUAACAUUUCGGGGCUACGCUUUGAGACGCAGCUCAAGACCCUCUCGCAGUUUCCAGAGACUUUGCUUGGAGACCCCAAAAAGCGCAUGAAAUAUUUUGACCCUUUAAGGAAUGAGUACUUCUUUGACAGAAACCGGCCAAGCUUUGAUGCCAUCCUCUACUACUACCAGUCUGGAGGAAGGCUACGGCGCCCUGUAAAUGUGACUCUGGAUAUAUUCUCAGAAGAAAUUCGUUUUUAUGAGCUUGGAGAGGAGGCUAUUGAGAUGUUUCGAGAGGACGAAGGUUUCAUCAAAGAAGAGGAGAGGCCUCUACCUGAUAAUGAGUUCCAGAAGCAGGUAUGGCUGCUGUUCGAGUAUCCAGAAAGUUCAGGACCAGCAAGGAUUAUAGCCAUUAUAUCUGUCAUGGUGAUUCUUAUAUCUAUAGUCAGCUUCUGCUUAGAGACUUUACCUAUCUUCCGUAGUGAUGAGGAAGAACAUAACGUCAACAAUUACAAUACCAAUUCCACCACCAACUACUCGUCUACCUAUUUCACAGACCCUUUCUUCAUCCUGGAGACGCUCUGCAUAAUCUGGUUUACCUUUGAAUUCCUGGUUCGUUUCUUCGCCUGUCCCAGCAAAGCCAGCUUCUUUGUGAAUAUAAUGAAUAUGAUUGAUGUGGUGGCCAUCAUUCCCUAUUUCAUCACACUAGGAACAGAACUGGCAGAAAAAGCAGAGGAUGGUCAGCAAGGGCAGCAGGCCAUGUCUUUAGCCAUCUUGCGAGUCAUCAGGCUGGUGAGGGUCUUCAGAAUCUUCAAGCUCUCUCGACACUCCAAGGGACUCCAGAUUUUGGGCCAGACCCUGAAGGCCAGUAUGAGGGAGCUUGGCUUGCUCAUCUUCUUCCUCUUCAUUGGAGUCAUCCUCUUCUCCAGCGCUGUCUACUUUGCUGAGGCAGACGAACCAGAAUCCCAGUUCUACAGCAUCCCUGAUGCCUUCUGGUGGGCUGUGGUUACCAUGACGACAGUUGGCUAUGGAGACAUGGUACCGACCACUAUCGGUGGGAAGAUUGUUGGUUCGCUUUGUGCCAUUGCUGGUGUGCUGACCAUUGCCUUGCCUGUUCCUGUCAUUGUCUCAAAUUUCAAUUAUUUCUACCAUCGUGAGACAGAGGGCGAGGAGCAGGCCCAGUAUCUCCAGGUUAAUGUCCCCAAAGCUGAUUCCCAAGAAGAGCUAAAAAGAAGUAGAAGUGGUUCCACCAUCAGCAAGUCUGACUAUAUGGAAAUCCAGGAAGGGGUGAACAACAGCAAUGAGGAUUUUCAGGAGGAGGACCUCAAAAAAGGCAAUUGCACUCUAGCCAACACAAACUAUGUCAAUAUCAAAAAAAUGCUCACAGAUGUGUAAUCAACUGGGAUUACAUUAAUGAUCAGUGAGAUGGCCGUCUCAGGCUAUAAAAGUUUUUGAAACUGUAAAGCAAUGCACUAAAGAUGAUCCAGAAGUGUCAGAACUUCUGCUAUUGACAUGAGAUUAACAAUUUCACUCAGAGACCUCAACAACAGACCAGCCCUCCAUAAGAUCCAUAUCCAAAUGUUGAUCCGAGUCUGCAUGCAAUUAGCUUUCGUCUUUGCGACUCUUAUUCAAAAAAUCCAAACAUCUCACAAUAAUAGCCAAACAGUAGAAACUACAGGAGGAUGAAGAGAUAACCUCGUCACAAGAGUUCCAGACUGUGUACCUCCAAUGUACCAUAUAUGCAUCAACACUCAAGUAUCCUUCCCUCAAAGUCCAGCUACAUCUCCUUGCUUCUCCAAAGAAAAUGUUAUUUGUGUGCUUCUUCUGCUGUAAGGAACGUGAGGCCUCACAGGGGGUAUAAUAAUAAUGAAACAAAAAUAUACAAACAGGAACUUCC
Molecule: messenger RNA, 3251 nt
Organism: Pygocentrus nattereri (red-bellied piranha)
Lineage: Eukaryota; Metazoa; Chordata; Actinopteri; Characiformes; Serrasalmidae
Product: potassium voltage-gated channel subfamily A member 2
Exons: 2
Coding region: 1271-2749 (492 amino acids)
Biological process (GO): potassium ion transmembrane transport; protein homooligomerization
Cellular component (GO): voltage-gated potassium channel complex; dendrite; juxtaparanode region of axon
Molecular function (GO): protein binding; delayed rectifier potassium channel activity
Source: RefSeq, a predicted model, not a curated record